AUGAUGGCAUUUUCUUGGAGUCAUUGCAUCAUCUGCCAGAAAGAUACAUCAGAAGAGCUAAGAUGUCCAUUAAGAUCACAUGGAGCAGAUAAGAGCGAUCCCAGAAGCGUGUAUAACUCGUUUCUACAAAAUGUUUCUGAGUUCCGUGAUUCACUGGAUGUAAUAUUGCCUGUUAGCCUUACUCUGCCACUCGAGUUAAAUGUUGAUGCCUUGAUCGAAAAAGAAGCUGCGUGGCACAAGUCUUGCCAUUUACAAUUCAGUAAAUCUAAACUAAAUAAAGCAAAGGAAAGAGCAGCUCGAAAAAGGAAGCAAGAUCAAGCAAAGCCAGAGCAGGAGAAACCAACCAAAACGCGUAUACUGUCCUCAGGCAUAAAGAAGAACUGCAAAGAGAACUGCAUAUUGUGUGACCAAACUUGUACUGGCCCGCUUCAUAAUGUCACUACUUUCGCUACUGAUGAAAUUCUUCGCCGAAUGAUAACAGAACUACAAGACAACACGCUGUUACCUAAGAUUUCUGGGGUUGACCUUAUUGCAGCUGAAGCAAAAUAUCACAUGAAAUGCAUGACAAACCUGCGCAACCGCUAUAGAAGUCACUUAACACGAGCACGACAAGAAUCAUGUGAAGAAGAUGAGAAAAUGAAGGAAUCUCAAGCCUUUAUCGAGUUAAACGCAUAUAUCGAGAGUUCUGUUGAGAAUGAGAAGUUAUUUUUUUUGCUUUCUGAGUUGCAUUCACUUUAUGUAAGUCGGCUUCAAACCCUAGGCGUUCAAAAACAAGUGAAUAGAACUAGACUUAAAACCUCGAUACUGGAAAACUUCCCAGACGCUCAAGAGCAAAAUGAUGGAAAGAAUGUUGUUAUAAUUUUCAAGAAAGCCAUACAGGGCAUUGUGAAAGAGGUGGUACAGCAGAGAGACUUCUCAGAGGACGCUGUGAUUCUAGCUAAGGCUUCAGCAAUUGUUCGAAAAGACAUUUUUAGUCAUGAAGGGUUUAAAUUUUCUGGAAGUUUUCCGCAAGACUGCCAAGCGAGAUCUGUACCAGCUAGCCUUAAGUCAUUAAUGUCAAUGAUUUUAAGUGGGGUGAACAUUAAGAACACCGAGGCGCAAGAAUCCCAGCCAUGCUUAACAGUGUGUCAAACCAUAAUUUUUAAUACAAACGCCAAGGAACGUUCAACUGUUCAGUCAAAAACUGGCCAGUCACGGCAUACUAAAUCACGCGAACCACCUCUUCCAUUAUACCUCGGAUUUAAUGUCCAUGCAAUGACCAGAAGUAAGACACUAAUUGCAAAGUUGUACCAGAUGGGACUUUCGGUAUCAUAUCUAAGGAUCAUGGAAUUAGAGGACAUGUUUGCUACUUCCAUCAGUGAGCGCUUUGAAGCGGACGGUUUUGUGGUACCUGCUUGUCUAAAAAAGGGUGUGUUUACCGUUGGAGCCCUUGAUAAUUCAGAUCAUAACCCUAGCUCUAUGACGGCAGCCUCGUCGUUCCAUGGAACAGGCAUUAGUCUUUUUCAGUUACCAACAAUUAGUAAUCCUGGCGAAGAGAGGCCUCCAGUAGCGUUACCGCCACAGGGAACCGGGCAUGCUCUCCCAGAGGAAUACGCAACUGUUUACCCCGUAGAGUUGAACACUAGCAAGGCAGUUGUACCAACGCGUGAUAUGAAAGAAAUAGUUAGUUGCAUGGCUGAAGCGAAACGUAAUGAGGAACAGUGGGUGGUGCAUUCUCUCGAAAAACUUGACGAAGAAUCAGUAACCUCAGGAGAUACGUUGGCUUGGGCAGCAUUUCAUGCUUCGGCCCAGACGGAAGAAGAUCCACCUGCUUUGACUGCACUACUCCCUUUGUUCUACGAAAAGGCGGCGACCCCAGCGAUGGUCAAGCACGGCAUGGAUGUCAUAUGGCAGGCAGUUACCUUUCUAAAUCCGGGCCAGGUUCCUAUCAUCACCGUUGACCAGCCCUGUUUGCGCUUGCGAAGAUGGUCCAGUGGAAGUGGCCAGACUCACAUGGAGAGCAGCGUAUGUAGUUAUGCUUGGUGGCCUGCAUAUCGAGAUGGCUCUAUGGAGUGUGCUUGGCGAUUUGCUUGA
Paramuricea clavata is the source of this 2073-nucleotide messenger RNA. NCBI's taxonomy places the organism in Eukaryota, Metazoa, Cnidaria, Anthozoa, Malacalcyonacea, Plexauridae. The record is from the annotation of a GenBank genome assembly.